Molecule: messenger RNA, 2417 nt
Organism: Oncorhynchus tshawytscha (Chinook salmon)
Lineage: Eukaryota; Metazoa; Chordata; Actinopteri; Salmoniformes; Salmonidae
Product: CASP8 and FADD-like apoptosis regulator
Exons: 11
Coding region: 237-1709 (490 amino acids)
Biological process (GO): negative regulation of extrinsic apoptotic signaling pathway via death domain receptors; proteolysis
Molecular function (GO): protein binding; cysteine-type endopeptidase activity
Source: RefSeq, a predicted model, not a curated record
UGUUGUUAAUUUUCUCUGAAAUAUUCGUGUUUUAUUAACCUUUGAAUAAUUCAUUUCUGGUUGGUUUCAUGCCUCGUCUAACUUUCAUUUUCUACCGUUCGCAUUAUCAUGUAUGUGCUGCCUGUAUAUUUUCACCUAUUGGCCACAUGCAGGUUCAAUAAUAGUAAAAUAUGCCUACGAUAAUAACUAAGGCACUAGUCUAUUGAGCACAGCGUGAGACUGGGAACGACAUAACUAUGCACAGACUCCUGAUGAGUUCUAUGGCUAAUGGAGAGUUAUAUCAGAUGAUCAACAGGAUAUGUGAGGACCUGAGCUCAGGUGAGUGCAGGAGGCUCCUGUACCUGUGUGGAUCCCUUGACACUGACAGGUGUGGUUCUGAUCAUGUGAGAGAGGUGUUAAAUUCCUGGCUGAGCAGAGGACAGGUGGAUCAGCUGUACCUGGUGGAACUUCUGUUCAGACUGAGACGCUUUGAUCUCCUGAAGAAAGAGUUUCACAUCAGUAAACAGGAAGUGGAUGGGAUUCUGGGACAGAACCAAGCUUUGUCAGAGUACAGAGUGUUGAUGUCUGAUGUGAGCGAAGACAUGGGGACAGAAGACCUGGAAUCGCUCAAAUUUCUGCUGAGUGGUUCUUUAUCCAGAGAGAGGCUGACCAGAGUUAAGAGUUUCCUGGAUGUCAUAGUUGAACUGGAGAAGCUGGACAGAGUGUCUUCUGAGAGGGUGGAGCUGAUAGAAAAAUGUCUGAGGGACAUCAGCAGGGUUGACCUGGCCAGGAAGGUCAAAGGGUACCGGAACCUGACAUCAGUUGGAACACCACAACAUAGACCAGUGGUGAUGACUCACCAGGCCCAGCAGCAGUGGAUCAGGACUCCAUCCAACCCCAUGCCCACUGCCUCCCCUGUAUCAUGCCAUUCAAGACAAGAGCAGUCCACACAGAACACUCCAGAGAACGAAAACAUUGCAGAGCCUGAAAGAAAAAGGCUGUUCUACCAGAGCCCAGUGGAUGUUUACAGGCUCCAGUCAGACCCACGGGGUGAAUGUCUCAUCAUAGACUGUGUUGGCAGUGAUGGAGACAUGUUGGUGGAGAUGUUCAGCGGGCUCCAAUUCAAGGUGACCCUGGUUAAGUGGCCGAGAGUGUGGGAUACCCUGUCUCUUCUCAGGCAGGCUGCCCAACCGAGGCAGACCCAGGAAGUUGAUGCCUUCGCCUGCUGCAUCAUCAGCCGUGGUACUGCUACCGACCUGCUGGCUACAGACUCUCACAGGCUCGGGGUGCGUCUUGACACGGUCCGACACCUCUUCACCCCUGACUACUGCCCCAGGCUGGCUGGCAAGCCCAAGCUGUUCUUCAUCCAGACCUAUAGUGUGUCAGGCCCCCAGGACUGCUCCUCCAGGCCCACGGGUCACCCUGCUCACAGGGAGGAGGAUCUGGAGACAGACGGGUAUGGGGAACCUCUCAGUGUGGAGACAGUCCCCACCGACGCAGAUGUCUUCUGGAGCCACUGUUGGACAGAUGAGGGUCAGCUGGAGGAGAAGGACCAUCGGUCUGUGUACCUGCAGGCCCUGAGAGAGGCAGUUCAGAGGAGGAGAACACAUCUAGUGGAUGUCCAUACAGAGAUGAACAGGGUGAUCUUCGACCACAACAGAAGGAAUCCAGGAGCCAGAUACAACAUUAAUCUGAGACACACACUCAGGAAGAAUCUCUACAUGUUAUAGAUAGACAUAAUAUAGUUUGCUCUAAUGUAUAACCACUGAGCAGUACUAGAUUCUAUUAUACAGUAUACAACAGCACCCUCUACUGGCAGCUUUUGAUAACCACAACAGCACCCUCUACUGGCAGCUUUGAUAACCACAACAGUACCCUCUCCUGGCAGCUUUGAUAACCACAACAGCACCCUCUACUGGGGACAACUGUCUUGCAUCACAUUGAGCAGCUAGCGAGGAAGUAGUGCAAUCAAAACACAUUCAGUAUUUUAUUACUAUGUAUUUAUUCAAAACAUAUGUUUUUCUUUUUACUGAAGGAUGGAUGAAGGAUUUGAGAAAAUAAUGUGAAUUCAGAUCUGUGCAUUUUAAAAUGUAGCCAAGCCUGAUAAGUAGUAAUAAAACAUAGACCUAAAAUACUUUAUUUAUUCACCUAGAUGGGUUAGGGUUAAUCCUAACCCUAGAUGGGAUAGGAAAGCUAAUUUUCUAUGCAUUUUCAAAACAUAUGACUGGUAUUUCGGGGAAGUUUAUUUGAAAUCCACCAUCACAAUGUUAUAAUGCGAUCGUAAGGAAAAUGGAGUCCCUUGAGAGGGCAAGAACAAGAUGUAUGUCAGAAGAAGUGCAAAAGUAUCAUAAACUUUCGUAUACUUCCGGCGCCGACAGAGAUGGCCGCCUCGCUUCGCGUUCCUAGGAAACUAUGCAGUUUUUUGUUUUUUUACGUGU